Xenia sp. Carnegie-2017 is the source of this 1252-nucleotide messenger RNA. RefSeq lists its product as uncharacterized. The transcript is spliced from 5 exons. The coding region runs from base 106 to 1032 and encodes 308 amino acids. The record is from RefSeq and is a predicted model, not a curated record. Lineage: Eukaryota; Metazoa; Cnidaria; Anthozoa; Malacalcyonacea; Xeniidae.
GCAACAUCACAUAAUACACACUAGUUGUCAUCACUAGCAACGGGAAGUAUUGCUCGGGACCGGAUAAAAUAGGCCGUUUUGUGCUUAUUCUCGACAUAAGUCACGAUGUAUCGAUCAUAUCAACCUAUCACUCCGGCUAGUAAUAAAUUAUUAAAGCAAAGAUGGGACGAUGCGUCUUUCGAAGAGCACAGAAGAAAGGUUGCUACAUCAAAAGCUGUUGUUGAUAAUAAACCACCAAAGACAUACAUGCAUCUUCACCUUAAAUUAAAGAAACUACAGAUUGAAGAAGAGCGUCUCGCUACAAUAGAAAGGGAUAAUAGAAUUUUACUUGAGAAAAUGUCACAGAUUAUGAGGACAAAAGGACGAGUUGAUAACUGGAAUGAUUACUCAGUAAAAAGUUUAAACAGAACAAAACGACAACAGGAGUUGCUUCGAGUUACACAUGAAAACCAGGCGAUUUUGAAACGAGUCUUAGCACAAAAACCCGUCUAUAAUCACGGAAAAUGGGAGGAGGAUUAUCUGGAAAAAGAAAGUUAUAUGGAAAGUAUUUCAAAAUACCCUAAAGAAUGGUACAAGAUAAGUUUUCAGAAGAAAAAAUCAAGAAAAAAUGGCGCUAAUAAAAAAUUGAAAUUGUCAUCAAAAGAUGGAAGAUCAUCAACUGAAGAUGACAAAUCAUCGUGUUCAACAAGUAUUAACAAAGAAGAAAAUGUGUUAAAAACGCCGCACCAUGGAAAGACUGUUCAUAAAAAGGACGGAGACAACGAAACAGCCCACGAAAAUCUUACCAAAUAUGAUGACGAGAAAGCAGAAAUUGCAGACAACAAGAAGUCGGAUGAAGAAAACGAGAAACAAAAUGAUAAAAAAUCAAAUGAUUUUAUAACAAAUCCAGAACAAACGGAAGAAAAAUCACACGGUAAUACAGAAACAGAUGAGAAAGAAAAGAAAACAGAAAAUCCAUUAAAACAAAAUGAGAAAAUAGGCAACGAGGAAAAAGCACUAGAAGCAGAUGACGAAUUAUCUAAUGAGAUAUAGAGAUGAACAACAUAGUUAAAGAUGCUACAUAUGACCAAAAGAAAAUGAUAUUGAUUACUUAUCACAAAACUUAUAUAUACAUCUUAAAUUGACGCUUUGUACAUUUUAUGACUAUUUUUUUGUAUUAUGCUUAUGUUUAUGUUUCAAAUGUUGUCAAUAAUUUAUAAAAUCUUGACAUAGGGUUAUCGUUUCCUAAUAAAAAAGCUUCAUCGAAAUUUUA